Phaedon cochleariae (mustard beetle) is the source of this 1221-nucleotide messenger RNA. The record is from the annotation of a GenBank genome assembly. NCBI's taxonomy places the organism in Eukaryota, Metazoa, Arthropoda, Insecta, Coleoptera, Chrysomelidae.
GUGAUAUCUGAUGUCUUCGGAUAUUUUUUUAGUAAUGGCAACACUGCAGGGUUCGCAGGACGCAUGUGGAAAUGUGGUGGAAAUCUUGACAAGUCUCAAAAGGCAAGACGCCUAACGGGGAUGGCAGGAAGUUAUUGUGAAAACUCGAAAACCAUGGUGGAAUGUGUUUGGUCUUGCAUGAUGAGUUCGGCCCUAGCAUCGUUGACAGCCACAUACACAGACUCUGAAGGCGAAGAAGAUGGAAACGAUGAUCAGAACGAUAAUACCAGUGAAGAUGUUCAAACCAAGUCCCCCAGCAACUCAGCCUCGGACAACAAGUCCACACCGUCCUCUCACCCAUCAAGUCCAAUCGUCAAAGUCGUCACUAGGCUGAAGAAAUUGGUUUCCUAUCAUGAUGACACAAUUGCCUCUGAUGAAGAAAAUGAUUCUGAGGCAGUGCCCCAAGAAAUGAUCAUGAUGGUUGAUAGUUAUAAGACUGAGGAUAUGGAAGUAGCUGCUGAUGAUGGCAUAGCCAUUCCCGUUGAGCCACCAGGGCAUUGCUCCAUUGAGCUUCAGGAUAAGAUCACGAAGUUGUAUGAGAAAAUGGUGAAUCAACAACUUGACAUGAAUGCUGUUAUACAGAAGAGAAAGGAUUUCAGGAAUCCCAGUAUCUAUGAGAAGCUUAUACAGUUCUGUGAUUUGAAUGAACUUGGUACCAACUAUCCACCUGCAAUGUAUGACCCCCUGAAAUGGAGCAAAGAAUCCUACUAUGAAGAACUUGCCAAGGUCCAGAAGACAGAAAUGGAUAAGCGGGAAAAAGAACGUAAAGCAAAAGUGGAAUUUGUUUCUGGAACAAAAAAAAGUGAAGAAGACAAGAAGAGAAAAAGCAAAUGGGACCAACCAGGUGGUGGAGGCAUGUCCAAUUCAAAUAUGAAACCAGCAGGUUGGGUACAACCUUCUCUAACUACUAGUUCCACUGGUACUAAAAGUACUGUGAUAUCUGCUUUUGGAUCAUUGCCAAAGAAAAGGCCAUGAAAUGUUGGGUGGAUUUGUGUCAGUAGACAAAAGACCUACAAUAGUAAUAGUUAUAUUUAAUUUGUGUAAUGAACAAUUCCAAUUAUUUCGCCAAUUUGGCCGUGAAUUUUUGAACAAAUUCGUCCGGUCUGUGAAGUAAAACUAAGUGGUACAAAGUUGACAAAGUCAUAAAUCAUUCAUCAUCAAUAAAUAAAUGUUUUGAUCAGG